Erigeron canadensis is the source of this 1701-nucleotide messenger RNA. Its product is annotated as protein FAR1-RELATED SEQUENCE 5-like. Lineage: Eukaryota; Viridiplantae; Streptophyta; Magnoliopsida; Asterales; Asteraceae. The transcript has 5 exons. The record is from RefSeq and is a predicted model, not a curated record. Gene Ontology annotation, molecular function: zinc ion binding. Gene Ontology annotation, biological process: regulation of DNA-templated transcription. The coding region runs from base 1 to 1701 and encodes 566 amino acids.
AUGAACAAUAUCGGUGCGACUAAAGCUCAUCGUUUGCGUGCAGCCCUUAAAGGAGGAUAUGAUAAAGUUCGAGGUACUGUUACUGACUUUAAAAAUUGGAAGGCGAAGUUGAAUAUGUUCAUUGGUGACAGGGAUGCCCAAAUGGUGGUGGAUAAGUUUAGAAAUAGGAAAGUAUCUCUUCCUGAGUUUUCGUUCGAUUACAAAUGUGAUAAUAAUGAGCUAAUUGGUUUAUUUUGGGCCGACGAGACAAUGAAGUGUAACUACAAAGAGUUUGGUGAUGUAAUGUGUUUUGAUGCGACAUACAAAACCAACAAGUACUGUAUGGUGUUCGUCCCAUUCACUGGUAUUGACAAUCACAACAGAUGUGUCACAUUUGGAGCAGGCUUGUUGAAGAAUGAGAACAUCGAGUCUUAUUCGUGGCUAUUCAACGUGUUUUUAAAGUCACACAACAGACAACCGAGAUUGGUUUUAACAGACCAGGAUCCGGCGAUGUUUGAAGCUGUCAAAACAGUUAUAAAUGAGUCACAACACAGGCUAUGCAUGUGGCACAUAAUGAAAAAACUCCCAUUGAAGGUUUGUUCGGACUUGCUUAAUAACACUGAUUUACGGAAGCGUCUACACAAGCUUAUGUGGAAUGUUUUCCUUGAGCCCGAGGAGUUUGAGAAUAGAUGGAUGGCAUUGUUUAAAGAGUUUCAGUUAGAAGAUAACAACUGGUUAUCAGACAUGUUUCAGUUACGACAGUCAUGGAUUCCAGCAUACUUUAACCAUUUGCCCAUGUGUUGUCUAAUGAAAACAACAUCAAGGUCUGAGAGUUUUAAUGCAUUCUUUAAAGUUUUCUCUAACAAAAGUAACACACUUGUUCAAUUCAUGUUUUGCUUUGAGACUGCUAUGGAGAAGCAAAGGCACGCACAAGGUGCUCUUGAUGAUCACACAUCGAGAACAACUGCAAGGAUGAUAUCCCCACUAGAAAUUGAGAGGUUUGCUGCUAACGUAUACACCCGAAGUAUAUUCUUUAAAGUUCAGAAGGAGAUUUACAAAGGUGGGUGGGUCGGUUCACAGCAGCUUGUUCAGUCAGAUGAUGCGAACGAAGUAUACCAGGUCAAUCACUCACUUAUAGUGUCCAAAGCUCAUCUAAAGUAUAAGGUUAUUCGAAACAAGGACGAUGGAUCCAUAACCUGUAGUUGUAACCUUUUUGGACGCCAUGGCUACUUGUGUCGCCAUAUAUUUUGUGUCCUCCGGAGUAAAAACGUUGACGUUAUACCAGACCAGUACAUAAUGCGUCGUUGGAGGCGUAAUGUACUUCCACGUCAUCUGUCAGAUAAACAACAUAGAUAUCUUAAUAAGCAUCCUCAGGUUAACAAACUAUCAGAAUCCACACUUUCCACUCUACCUAGAGCUGAUCCUGUGGUAGAUGACGAGCAAGUUUUCAUGGACCUUCUUGGGGUAACUGUACCCGAGAAAUGUGACUUGUUUGCUCCCAAAGAUAUCAACAACAAAGGUUCAGGAAGCAACCCCAAAGGUUCGGGAAACAAUAGUGGCAAAAGAUACGCCGAUCCAGGUGAGAAGCAUGUCAAUAAACGUAAACGACAGAUGCGCAAUUGCGCUUAUUGUAAGGAGGUUCAAGACAACCAUGACAUACAGAACUGUGAAAUCAAGAAAAGAGAUGAAGAUGAAGCCCGGGCUGCUGCAAAGAGGGCAUAA